UUGUUGGUGGCAGCACGCGCACAUCUCUAUCACGUAUAGCGAACUAGUUCAUAUUGCGAUUGCAGCUGCGUUUCACAAGCUCACUUUCACAUUUCAGUAAAAAAUAUAUAAUAAUAUUUUUCAGACGCAGACGCAAAUACAUAUUUGCAAAAUGAGUUUCUUUAAUUAUAUAUUCGGGCCAAAAUUGUACAUGGAGUACAGAGGUGUACCUGAACCGCAGAGGAAAAUGUAUGAGCCCGGUGCAGCUGAAAAAUUUGGUGAACAAAUCUUGUCAACGCUGUCUGUGGUUUGGUCGGUCAGCUAUUAUACGUCACCGCUGAUCUUCACAUUCCUCUAUAGGCGCGGCUAUUUCGUCACUGAUUCGAUUCCAACGCUCGCAAAGCUCACAACGAGCGUUGGAUUGAUAGUCAUCAUCUCUUUAUUUAUGCGCGGCGUUGGACGUCGACAGUCGCGUGCAUAUACGAACAUGAUAAAUGCUUUAAAUUCGGCUAAAGAAAAUAGAUCGUCGGAUGCACUGCGUCGAUUCGACAUUGACUUCUCUGCAUGGCCAGUGGAUUUUGAUGUGAAGGCCAUAGCGGGUGAUGCCAAGAAGCCCACGACCACUAUAAGUCGUCGCGAAAGGUUGAGCAUUGCCACAUUGCCGUGCGAGUUGCUUGCCUAUGUAGCCAUACACACCUUUGGGCUGUCUCUGAUCUAUCCCGGCUCCGUGAAGCUGCUGCAGAAGUUCAUGAGGCCCGCCUUGAUCUCUGGCCGCGCCAAGCUCAUCGAAGACGACAAUGGCAUUCGCUAUAAAGUAAAGACAAUUGAUUCAAAUGAAAUCGAUACUCUCUUUAUUGACAAUCGCAAUGAUAAUGUGGGCAAUGGCAAGACUCUAGUCAUCUGCUCCGAGGGUAAUGCUGGCUUCUAUGAAGUCGGCAUAAUGGGCACACCAAUUGCAUUAAAAUACUCAGUGUUGGGUUGGAAUCAUCCGGGCUUUGCCGGCAGCACGGGUCAACCGAAACCGGAUCAGGAUAAGAAUGCCAUCGAUGCUGUGGUGCGUUUCGCUAUCAAUCAUCUGGGCUUUGGCAUUGAGGAUAUUUUAUUGUUCGGUUGGAGCAUUGGCGGCUUUAGCACAUUGUGGGCUGCCACCAUUUAUCCCGAUGUUAAGGGUGUGGUAUUGGAUGCCACCUUCGAUGAUGUGCUCUACCUGGCUCAGCCACGUAUGCCCGCCAGCUUGGGCGGCAUCGUUCGCAUUGCCAUACGCAAGCAUUGCAAUCUGAAUAAUGUUGAGUUGGCUGUUAAGUACAAUGGACCACUGCUGUUCAUACGUCGAACAGAGGAUGAGAUUAUAGCCGAGGACAAUCGUAUUGACACGAAUCGCGGCAAUUACCUCACGCUUGGUGUGCUCCAAUAUCGCUAUCCCAAUUUGUUUAAGGCACCACAGCUGUCGCAUGCCAAGGCAUUGCUUGCAAAGCCCUUGGAGUCGUACAGCUAUAGCUUGGCCGAAGAGAAGCUGUGCAUGUCUCGUCUUAUAACCUAUGCCUCCGAUGAAGGCAAGUCCUAUCCCAUGCUGAUUGGAGCCGAAUACAAUGAGGAAACACGCAGUCAAAUGGCACUCUUUCUGCUGCGCAAGCAUUUACGCGAUUACAAUUCGUCGCAUUGCACUCAGCUGCCGGGCGAGUUCUUCACCAUUCCAUGGGACAUACCCAUCGAACAUGGCUUUGUAUUUACUUAAGACCCUACGCAUUUAUUGUUUUUGGCAGUCACAAAAAAAAACUAUGGUA
Molecule: messenger RNA, 1763 nt
Organism: Drosophila mojavensis
Lineage: Eukaryota; Metazoa; Arthropoda; Insecta; Diptera; Drosophilidae
Product: phosphatidylserine lipase ABHD16A
Exons: 8
Coding region: 152-1714 (520 amino acids)
Biological process (GO): monoacylglycerol catabolic process; phosphatidylserine catabolic process
Cellular component (GO): endomembrane system
Molecular function (GO): glycerophospholipase activity; monoacylglycerol lipase activity
Source: RefSeq, a predicted model, not a curated record